AUGAACACUAGUUUCUGGGAAGAGGUUUGGGUGGGGAGUGUACCGCUUAAAUUCAGGUUUCCAAGGUUAUUUAAGCUGAGUGAAGACAAGAAAGGAAGGGUGGGGAAAUUCGGAAAAUGGGAGGGAGGUGUGUGGGCAUGGGAGCUCAGAUGGCGUAGAGGAUUGAGAGGGAGGGAAGUGAGCUAUUUCAACCAACUUACGGAGGUUAUUUCUGAUGUUGUUCCUUGUCUAGGUAAGAAGAACGGAUGGAGAUGGAAAGCGGCAAAAGAUGUCACAUUUUCUACUUCUUCGGCGUAUGAGACUAUAGCCAAGGAGAAAAGAGAGGAGGUGGCGUCCUCGGCGGCGGAAUUGGCGAAAGUGUGGAAUGCACCUACAAUUCAUAAGGCGAGGGUGACGGCUUGGCGAAGUUUGAGGAAUCGACUUGCCACAUGUGACAAUCUUCUCAAAAGAAAGAUACAAAUUGCAGAUGAUGAGAGGUGGUGCAAUGCAUGUGCGAUGGCGGAAGAUUCGGUGGAGCACGUGCUCCUACAUUGCCCAAAAACGGAACAAGUAUGGAACAAUUUGCAGCAAUGGAUCAACAUCAAGACAGCAAAACCAAAAGGUUUAUCUCAACACUUCUUGUCUUUCAUCUAUAGUAGCAAAGGAAAGAGAUGUCGGAAAUUUUUGAAAACAUUGUGGAUUGGUACGAUCUGGAUUCUGUGGAGAUGUCGGAAUGAGAGCAGGUUCCAAGGAAAGGUCUGGGAGAUUCAAAAAGUUUCACAGGAAAUUAAAGGUAGGAUGUGGAGUUGGAAUUCAAUUUUUCACAUAGUGGAUACAAGUAUUCCAUUCCCUUUGUGGUGCUCUAAGGAUUUCACCCUGGAUUUUCUGUAA
Molecule: messenger RNA, 870 nt
Organism: Salvia miltiorrhiza (redroot sage)
Lineage: Eukaryota; Viridiplantae; Streptophyta; Magnoliopsida; Lamiales; Lamiaceae
Exons: 1
Coding region: 1-870 (289 amino acids)
Source: RefSeq, a predicted model, not a curated record